UGUUGAAGAAAGGGUUAGGGUUAGGGUUAGGGUUAGGGUUAGGAGAAAUGGGGUUCAACGCUGAUGGUGGAGCCAUCAACUGGUUCCCUGGACACAUGGCAGCAGCAACACGCGCCAUUCGUAACCGCCUUAAACUCUCCGACCUCGUCAUCGAAGUCAGAGACGCUCGCAUUCCCUUGUCCUCCGCUAAUUCCAUUCUUCAGCCUCACCUCUCCGCUAAACGACGCGUCGUCGCACUCAAUAAGAAAGACUUAGCCAACCCAAACAUCAUGCAUAAAUGGAUAGAUUAUUUUGAAUCGUGCAAGCAAGAUUGUAUUCCUAUAAAUGCGCAUAGCAAGAGUUCAGUUAAGAAGCUUCUGGAGCUUGUGGAGUUGAAAUUGAAGGAAGUUAUUUGCAAGGAACCUACUCUGCUUGUUAUGGUUGUUGGUGUUCCUAAUGUUGGCAAAUCUGCUUUGAUUAAUUCUAUUCAUCAAAUUGCACAGUCUCGCUUUCCUGUAGUGCAGGAGAAGAUGAAGCGUGCUGCUGUUGGUCCAUUACCUGGUGUUACUCAAGAUAUUGCAGGAUUCAAGAUAGCAAAUAAACCGAGUAUAUAUGUCCUAGAUACCCCAGGGGUUUUGGUUCCGAGUAUCUCAGACAUAGAGACGGGGUUAAAGCUCGCUCUUGCAGGGUCAGUGAAAGAUUCAGUGGUGGGCGAGGAGCGUAUUGCUCAAUACUUAUUGGCAGUUUUGAAUACCCGGGGGACUCCACUUCACUGGAAGCAUCUAAAUAACCGGAGAAUAGACGGGAUUGAAUGUGAAGCUCAAGCUGAGGAAAGUUAUGAAUAUAAUCUGAAAAAUCUUAAGCCAAAGAGAAGAAAUCUGCCAAAUAGAUCUGACUUGGUAUAUGUUGAGGAUCUUGUAAUGGAAGUUCAGCGAGCACUCUAUCUGACUCUGGCAGAAUUCAAUGGCAACGUUGAAGAUGAGAGUGACUUAGAGAGCCUUAUUGACCAGCAGUUUGGUGCACUGCAGAAGGCAUUGAAGAUACCUCACAAGGCUUCAGAAGCCCGGUUGAUGGUAUCCAAGAAGUUCCUUACUUUAUUCAGGACUGGUAAACUUGGACCUUUCAUUCUUGAUGAUGUCCCCGAUGUAAAACCUGUAUCAUGAACAUAUAUUGAUGCUUUGUAUUUUUUUCUCCUCCCCUUUUCUAGUUUAUUAGAUUUCUCAUAUGUUGUACUAUAUUUAUAUUAGGGAAAUGCAUGACAAAUGAAUUCUUGUUAUUUUAAGAAAAAAACAAGAUAAAUUCAUUGAAUAAUAUGUCUUCUCACUUUUUUAAUAUUAUAUAAUUUGUCUUUUUCUUAACAUAACAACUAUUCAUUUGUCAUGUAACAUGACAAAUGCAUUUCCCUUUAUAUUAUAU
Molecule: messenger RNA, 1395 nt
Organism: Gastrolobium bilobum
Lineage: Eukaryota; Viridiplantae; Streptophyta; Magnoliopsida; Fabales; Fabaceae
Product: short integuments 2, mitochondrial
Exons: 6
Coding region: 48-1142 (364 amino acids)
Cellular component (GO): mitochondrion
Molecular function (GO): GTPase activity; GTP binding
Source: RefSeq, a predicted model, not a curated record